AUGAGUGUCAAGUACGUCGUCACCAUCGCUUCCGCCUUCUCCGGACUCGCCAUCGUGGCUUGCCUCUUCACUGUCGGAGCCAUCUUCAAGGAUAUCAACGACUUGUACGACAAUGUUAUGGACGACAUGGACGAGUUCAAGGUACAGUACUCCGAUCCUAUUCCAAUCAAAUUCCCCUCUUCCAGGUCUUCGCCAACAACGCCUGGCAAGACAUGAUCCCAGUGACCCGCCCGUCCCUCGACAACCAGAGCAACCUCCGCGCCAUCUUCGGACGUGAAAAGCGUCAAGCCAGUCAAUGCAACUGCGGAGCUCAGCCAAACAACUGCCCAGCUGGACCACCAGGACCACCAGGAGCCCCAGGAGCGCCAGGAGAUGACGGACACCCAGGAGAGGCCGGAAAGGCCGGAGUCAACGGAAUCUCGCUCAUCACGCACGAAGGAGAGACCGGAUGCAUCAAAUGCCCAGCCGGAGAGCCAGGACCAGCCGGACCUGACGGAGCUCCAGGAGCCCCAGGACCAGACGGACAGCCAGGACAAGCGGGAUCCGCCGGACAGCCAGGACCAGCUGGACCAGCAGGACCACAAGGAGAUGCCGGAGCUGAUGGAGCCCCAGGAGCACCAGGAGCACCAGGAGCACCAGGAAAGGACGGACAGCGCGGAACUGGACUUCCAGGAGCCCCAGGAGCCCCAGGACCACAGGGACCAGCCGGAAACGCCGGUCAAGACGGAGCCGCCGGAGCCCCAGGACAAGCUGGACCAGCUGGACCAGCUGGACCAGACGGACAGCCAGGACAGCCAGGAUCCGACGGAGAAGCUGGACCAGCCGGAGCCGUCGGACAGCCAGGAGCCGAUGCCGCCUACUGCCCAUGCCCAGCCAGAACCGGAGCCGUCGAGAACAAGCCGGAGUCCAGCGGAUACAGAAGAAGAGUCUCGAAAGUUGUUUAA
Molecule: messenger RNA, 944 nt
Organism: Caenorhabditis sp. 36 PRJEB53466
Lineage: Eukaryota; Metazoa; Nematoda; Chromadorea; Rhabditida; Rhabditidae
Source: the annotation of a GenBank genome assembly